This is a messenger RNA of Elephantulus edwardii (Cape elephant shrew), 4806 nucleotides long. RefSeq names its product PHD and ring finger domains 1 (gene PHRF1). The coding region runs from base 1 to 4806 and encodes 1601 amino acids. The transcript is spliced from 18 exons. The record is from RefSeq and is a predicted model, not a curated record. Lineage: Eukaryota; Metazoa; Chordata; Mammalia; Macroscelidea; Macroscelididae.
AUGGAUGAGGACAGCCUGGAUGAGCUUACAGAGCGGACUGCACAGCCUGGUGGACACCUAUGGCCCAGCCCUGCUGGCCCGGCCAGUGAUGCUGAGGAGAGGAGUGAUGGGAACAGCGGGGACACUGGAGAUGACACGAGCAGUGAGCAUGGGGACAGCACUGAAGACAACGAGGACGAGAUGUCCGAGGACGAGGACCAGGGAGACAGAUCUGGUACGGAGGACUCUGAGGACGAGGUUGUGGUGCUUUCAGCCAACACUCAGAAGCAGCAGCCACCAGUAGGCCGAGUUCUCAGCUCUGAUGACGAAGCUGAGAGCUGCCCAAUUUGCCUCAAUGUGUUUCGAGACCAGGCUGUGGGGACCCCGGAGACCUGUGCCCACUACUUCUGCCUGGACUGCAUCCUGGAAUGGUCCAAGAAUGCCACCUCCUGCCCAGUGGAUCGCACGGUCUUUAAGUGCAUUUGUGUCCGAGCUCGACUUGGUGGGAAGAUCUUGAGAAAGAUCCCAGUGGAGAACACCCAAGCCCCCGAGGCUGAGGAGGAUGAUCCCACCUUCUGUGAGGUGUGUGGUCACAGUGACCGGGAGGACCGCCUUCUCCUGUGUGACCGCUGUGAUGCUGGGUACCACAUGGAAUGUCUAGACCCCCCACUCCAGGAGGUACCGGUGGAUGAGUGGUUCUGCCCCGAGUGUGCGGCUCCAGGCACUGGCUCUGGUGAGGCAAGCAACCACAUCAGUGAGGAGGAAGUCUCUCUGCUCUUGGCCGACGUGGUGCCUACCAGCAGCAGGCUGCGGCCCAGCACAGUACGCACCCGGGCUAUUGCCAGGACACGGCAGAGCGAGCGAGUGAGGGCCACUGUGAACCGGAACCGCAUCACCACUGCCAGGAGGAUCCAGCAUGUCCCAAGGUACCUGAUGUCGUCUCUGCUUGAUGAAACAAUUGAAGCAGUUGCUUCUGGGCUGAGCACGGCUGUAUAUCAGCGACCUUUGAGUCCCAGGGCACCGGUGCGACGCAAGAGAAAGACAGGAAGGCGGAAGAAAGUGUCAGGAAGAAGGAAAGGCCCAUCCAAAUCCUCUGUGAGAAGUAAGAGCUCUGGGGCCCGAUCCAGGAGACGCCAGGCACGUGUGAAGAAGAGGAAGGGGCUGAAGCUCAAGGUGCGUGUUACAGCCCGUGUUCGCAUCGCCAGGACGCUGGGCCUCCAGAGGCCAGUGCUGGGUACCUCCUUUCCAUCUGUAUACAGACCUGCUGAGCCCUCGCUGGGGCUGAUGAGGGCUGACAUUGGGGCUGCAUCACUGUCCUUGUUUGGAGAUCCUCACGAGCUGGACCCCUUCGACAGUGAAGAGAUCCCCACGCAACCGGCUUCUCCUCUGAGUGCCAAGCGGAGAGCCCUUUCCCAGUCAGCACUGCGCUCGCACCAGCCAGUAGCCCGGCCUGUCUCUGUGGCGCUUUCCAGGAGGGGUGUUCCUGCUGCUGCUGCCGCUCCAGAGCCCCAAGUGGAGGCCUCCCCUGUCCCCGACCUGCUGGGCAGCAUCCUUUGCAGCCAGAGUUUCCUAAUGAUGGGUAGUUCUGACAUUGUCAUCCACCGAGACGGCUCCCUCAGUGCCAAGCGGGCAGCUCCUGUGGCUCUCCAGCGCAGCUCCCUCAGCACAUCCAGUGGGACUGGAGCCUCUGGGGCUGCUGACCCGCAGCCCUCAGUGCUGCCCUCAGGAACCCCAGUGGGCGCUCUCACCAGGAGUGGGCCCGAGGGCUCUAUUCUUCCCUCUCACAGCGGGCCCGUCCUGGCGCCGGCCCCGGCCCCCAGAGCCCCUGCACAGCCAGCCAGGCCACCUGUGAGGCUGAGGCCCUCAGCACUCCCGAGCGCCACAGUCGUCCAAACUCAGAGCUUGGUCAGCAGUACUAGUGGCUCGUCUCAUGGUGUCCCACCCCAGUUUAAUGGAGACGGCAAACAUGCUGUCUCUCCAGGGUCCACAUCUCCCACAAUCACCAGUAGAAACUCUCACUCCUCAGCCAGGCCUACAGCAGUGGGGUGCCCCCUGAGGCCAGCUCCCAGGAGAAGGGACAUCUCUGAGCUACCCAGAAUACCAAAGAUCAAGAGAGAUGACAGCAGUGGACAAGUGGACUCAACCCCUUCCCGCGGGCAAGGGCAGAGUGUGGGCUUCCCCAGCUCCUGCAUCAGUCACCUGACAGGCAGGGAGGGCCCGGCACAGCCAGGCCGUGGGGUUCGUGCGGAAGGUCAGCCCAGGAGCCAGGGCCUGCAGGAGCCAGGGGCACCCCAGCCCACAGCCCCCAGUUCCCACAGCUGCCUGACCCCUGUUGGGGCCAUGAGGGGAAAGGGCAUGGGGUCGACUUUCGAGAGCUUUCGGAUUAAUAUUCCUGGGAACACAGCCCACUCCAGCCGCCUCCCUGGCCCUGGGUUCUGUAACACCUUCCGGCCUGUAGACAACAAGGUGCAGAGGAAGGAGAACCCAGCGCCUCUCUUCUCACUUAAAAAGCCCAAGCAGCUCAAGAGUGAGAUCUAUGACCCGUUUGAGCCCACGGGCUCUGAUUCCAGCUCCCCUGGCAGCAGCCCCGAGAGACUGGGCUCUGGCCUCCUGCCCUCAGAGAUCACCCGCACCAUCUCCAUCCACAGCCCCAAGGCGCCAGCCUGCCAGACUGUGCGCUGUGUCACCUCCUACACGGUCAGGGGUGCUUUCGGGGAGCCAGAGCCCGCCCGCGGGACACCGUCCAGUGCGCGGCGUCUCUGCCGCGGUGCAGGGGCCGAGGGGCCAGAGGCGGCCAGGCUCGGGGAGGAUGAGGACGUGGAGGACGCGCCCCGGCGCAGCGCAUUCUUCGACUCGGAGGCGCGCACCGUCACCUGCGUGGUGGAGCCCGAGGCGCCUGACAGCCCCGACCCACCUGCGGCCACCACGCACCGCAUUGUAGAGCUGCGCUCACCGUCCCCUCCCGACUCUGAGAGCAGCGCCUGCGGUCCGAAGGGGGCCCAGAGGGGCCAGGAGGCCACCAAGGAGCGGAGGAGGACACGGUCCCGCAGCCGCUCGGCGUCCCGAUCCCGCGAGAGGAGCUCUCGGUCAGCCUCGCCAGAGGCCAGUGAGCCCCCCACCAGGAAGCACCGGCCCAAGGCCCGCGCCCGGCGCUCCUCCAGCGAGGGCUCCAGCAGCCGGGACCGGGUCAGGCGCAAGAAGGCCAAGGCACGCGAGCGGAAGCGGGGCUCGGGGGGCCGGGCCCGGCGGAGGUCCCGCUCGCCCAGCGAGGGCAGCUCGGCCCACGAGCACCACGAGGGCAGGAAAAAGAGGGCGCGCCGCUCCAAGUCCCGAUCCCGGGGCCGCGAGGGCUCCCCACCCAGCAGCCUGGAGCGUCCGCGGAGGCACAAGCGCCGCCGGGAGCGGAGCCGCGAUCGGAAGGAUGGGGCCUCCCGUCCACGUGGGCGGCGGCGGUCCCGGGAGCGGAGCAAGUGGAGGGCCCGGUCGUCGAGCACAGAGCACAGGUUCCGGGAGCAGCGGCGGCCCCGGUCGCGCGACAGGCAGCCCCAGACCCGCUCCCCAGACAGGAAGCUGCCUGCCAAAGAGGCGUCCCCGCCGCCUGCGCACGAUGUGCCAGGGCAGGACCGUGAUCCCAACACUGGGCCGUCUGCCUCGGCCCAGCCAUUGGUGACAGCCACACCCUUGCCCCCGGUGCCCGCGGUUGAGGAAGGGGAGGCUCCUUCGGAGGCCCCCGCGGCGUCGGAGGCACCAGUGGAGAUGGUGCCUGAUGAUAUGGACUACGUGGACUCGGUGGAAGCGGGCCAUGUCUUCGACGAUUUCUCCAACGACACGGCCUUCUUCCAGCUAGACGACAUGAGCUCCCCACCCUCCCCCGAGAGCACCUCUGACUCCUCCCCAGAGCGGGCCCUGCCCAGCCCAGCCCCACCCGGGCCGCCACACAAUGUGGACCUGGACACCAGCCGAGCUCUGGCGGUUAUCCAGCGGGAGGUGUCCCUGAUCCACGGUGAUGACGACCCACAGACCCCAUCUCUGACAGAGGGCGCCCCGGACAGGGUUUCCCUUGGGCAAGAUGGGAUUGGGGACUGCGGAACAGUGGGCAUGGUGUCUACUGUGAAGGAGGUGGGGUCUAGAGUAGGCGAGGGGCCCAAGCUAGAGGAAGCCGCCCCUCAGACGUCCCUGCUGCGCUCAAAGGCACCGGUGAAGAGAGUCACUUGGAACCUUCUGGAGGAGGGGGCCAGCGAAGGCCGAGCAGAACACCUGCUGCCUUCCAGCCAGGCGCUUCCUGAACCUGUGUUCCCUGAGGUCGACCCUGCUCAGGUGUACAGCCCUGCCUUGCCCUCAAGUGGCCCACCCCAUGCACCAGUCAGCCAGCCCGGUGUCCAGAUUUUCCUGCCAAGCAGCCUCCCUUUGGCAGGCUGUGGGGGUGUCCAUGCCCAGGCCUCGGUUCCCACCACCCUGACCACAGUCUCAGAGCCAGUCCCAGUCCCCACAACCAAUGAUGUAGAGGAGAAAGCUGCUCCCAAACCCACAGUGGAGAAGGCCAAGAACGAGGAGUACAUGAAGAAGCUACACAUGCAGGAGCGUGCAGUGGAGGAAGUGAAGCUGGCCAUCAAGCCGUUCUACCAGAAGCGGGAGAUUACCAAGGAGGAGUACAAGGACAUUCUGCGCAAGGCCGUGCAGAAGAUCUGCCACAGCAAAAGCGGUGAGAUCAACCCCAUGAAGGUGGCCAACCUGGUGAAGGCCUACGUGGAGAAGUACAGGCACAUGCGCAAACACAAGAAGGCCGAGCCAGAGGAGGGGCCGCCUGCCCAGGAGGUGGAGAGCUGA